AAGCUUCGGACUUAUUAAGAAGACGGACCGGAAUAGCCAACUUCAAGGCCCGGCUAACCAAAACUAGCUUCGGCCUGUUUGUGGUCUUAAUGGUGUCCCGAAAACAGACUCGGGUGUGGAAGUACGUGGAGGAGGGAAGUUUACUGAAGCUGAAGUCGUAUCUGCGGAAGCACCGGGACCUGGACGUGAACUUCUCGAAGGGAAAGAGGCGGAGGAGCCCGCUGCAGCUGGCCUGCUGCCUGGGAGACGACGCCGUGCUGCGGUUGCUGCUCAAACACGGAGCCGAUGUUCUCCAGAGGGACCGGAGAGGAGACACAGCGCUGCACACCGCAGUUAACAGGGCUCUAAAACACGGGAAAACAGCGUAUGAUGACCUGGUCGUGCCUCUGAAAAAACACUGCCCAGAAGCUUUGAAUGCUGCAAACACAGCUGGAGUCACACCUCAGGACUUGCUGAAGUGGAGGAAACACUCAGAGACUGCAGACAGCAUGAGCCAUGCAGCUAAAAGAGACCCUGAGGAGGAGUGGAUGGAGAAACUGUUUGGUGAAUGCGAGGACGAAUUCUGUGAAACAUUUGGAGUAUAUGAUGAUGAUGAUUUUCUUCCUGUCGAUGACGACGAGGAAGACUUUGGGGACUGGGCCGACCGCAUCAGGAGGGAAUACUUCGAUAAAAAACACGCGGAAGCUCAAAGACUGGCAGCGUCGUCUUCUGGAUGGAAGAAGAGGAAACAGGAGAGAGAACAAGAGGAGCAGAGCAGGAAGGAGCUUCACCAGAGGCUGCAGAGGGAACAUGAAGAGUAUCUGGCUCGAGCCGCUCGCAAAGAAGAAGAGACCCGACGGGGAAAGAAGCGGCAGUAUGACGAGAGAUGCGCCGCUACGUUUCACGCCGCUUCCUCUUCAGGCGCCUCAAAGCUGAGCUACAGCGACAUCCCAUGGCCGGCUCCGAGAGGGACGGUCCAGGAGAUGGUGGACGUGAUGCUGCACGGCGUGGACCGGAAGGACGUGCAGGCGUUUCGUAAAGUCGUCCUGAAGCAACAGGCGCUGUGGCAUCCAGACAAAUUUGCUCAGAGGUGUGGAAGUCGACUGGAGGAGAAAGACAAGCAGCGGAUUCUAGAUACAGUCACAGCUCUGUCACAGGAGCUCAACAGAUUAGUUCAGAGUCUGAGGACUUAGAAAUCAACAUGUGUAUUCUAAAUGUGCUCCUCCAGUAAUGCAGAAAAUAUCCAGCAACAUUUUAAUCAUCAGACCACCUUCAUUUGUUGAGAUCAUGCAGACAAGCAGCACUGGUUUCACUCUGGCCUCUUUAUCAGGUACGCCUGUGAAAUCCAAGACAACCCAGUACAGGUAAGGUAGGGUAAAACUUUAUUAGUCCCAAAGGAAAUUCCUUUGACAGCUUUUGCUCAGAAAAGAACUAAAAGAAAUGCAGUACCUAGAAGAAAAGCAGUAAGAUGGGAGAGUAGCCAAGGCCUACCCGGCAGCCUACUGGAGAUAACACAUCCCAAGACAUGUAACUCAUGCGUAUGUGUCUGUAUCAAAGCUACGCUCUUUCCCAGCUUUAUCAGUCAUUUAUUCAGGCUGUGUUUUGUUCAUAUUGAUUCUUUGCGGUUUCACUUGCAGUGAGGAAUUAAUAUGAGCAGAGCACAGUCUGAACAGGUGACUAACGAAGGAGGGAAGCAGCGUAGCUUCUAUUACAGACACAUAGACACGAGUUACACAUCUUGGUAUGCGUUAUCUCUAGUUUGCUGCCGAUUAGGCCUUGGCUCUUCUUACAGCGCUUUAUGAGUUCUACACUGCACAGUUCUACAGCAUUACAGUGAGAGCAUUUAAUCAUAAAAUACAAUAAUUUUCAUAGCAAUUACUGAAAAUGGUCAAAGUAAAAAGUAAUGCUGGCAGUGAUACUGAGGAACAAUUCUGCUAUAAAAUUUGCUUUCAAAAAGCUUUUAAAUUUCUAGUUUUUGUGGAUGUUGUCAAAGAGGGGAGAAUUCUGCUGUGUGUUUAUUAUUUAGUCAUACUAAGUGAUGUGAUAAGCUGGAGUGCAUUUUGAAGUUCUGCCAGUCUCUGAACAAUAUUAAGAAUGCUUUUAACCCUCUGAGACACUACAUGGAUCAAGAGAUACCCACAUCAAAAGGUUAAAUGUAAGGCAGUCCAGCCGACAAAAGGUGAAAAUAUAGAAGUUUUGUAAAAGUUUUAAUGACUUAUGGCAGAACUGUUCUAUAGGAUUGCAUUUGAUUUCACAUGUGGAGCUGGUGAGUGGAUGUAAAAGUGAAAAUAACCUAAAAGUAAUAACGGAGGAUGCAAGCGGCCCCUUUUACUCUGCAUUCAGAUUAUGGUGAAUGAGCUCUAAUCUGAUCUGAGGAUCCAGUCGUUCAUUUUGUCCCACAGCGUCACACUACAAAAAGUCCUCUAGAGGUCACUUCUGUCCGGAACACUUCAGAGCUCUAGAAUUGUUUCCUUAAUGCACAAACCAAGAGUUUUUUUCCUCAGGCGUCUGCUACACUUCCAGCGUCUCAGGUUUUCCUUCAUUUGCAGCAGCUACAGUCUGAUUAGUUGAAGGGAGGAGACGUUGCUCAAGGGCACCUUAGUGAUGGUGAUGCUCGGAUCUGUCAGUCCGAUGAUCGAUGCUGUGACCUUUAGCGCCACGUCUCUUAUCUCUAAAAUCGAUCCCGGAGUGUUCCUGGUGUGUGUAUGUGUUAAAAUGCAAAUUGCUUCCAACGAAAGCAUGUCAGUGUGAUGGAUUUCCAAUAUUUAAUCUGGUUGAAAUGUUCCUAAAAUGUCAGUGUGGACCGGCAGGAUUAAAACGCUCCUGAUUGGAAAAUGAUUACAAACAUCUUUUAUUUGUUGAUUUCGUUUAUUUAGAAAUAAUAAAUUAACACAUCCUCAUUUCUAGAA
Molecule: messenger RNA, 2888 nt
Organism: Acanthochromis polyacanthus (spiny chromis)
Lineage: Eukaryota; Metazoa; Chordata; Actinopteri; Pomacentridae
Gene: nfkbil1
Product: nuclear factor of kappa light polypeptide gene enhancer in B-cells inhibitor-like 1
Exons: 4
Coding region: 90-1172 (360 amino acids)
Biological process (GO): canonical NF-kappaB signal transduction
Molecular function (GO): protein binding
Source: RefSeq, a predicted model, not a curated record